UCGGGAGGGCGCGCACAAGAAAGCCCCGAUGGAAACGUUCCUGCGCUUGCAGGGCUCCGCUUAUGACAGCGUCCGGCAGCCCUUCGCCGUGCACGAGCGCGCCUCUCGGCUGGCAGCGCUGCGCCCCGAGGGCGCGCAGAGCGCCAGGAGGGAACAGGACAGGAUCCGCGAGGAGAGGGCCACACAGGACGACAAUAUGCAAGGGGCCGGCGCGGGGCCGCCCGUCGCGACGGCGGCGCCCGCCGACGCGCCCGCGUCGGCGAGACGCCUCGGCCAGGAGGACAUGCCGAUAUCCCCGCUGCAGACGGCGCUGACCCUCAUCGCCGAGUCCAGGGUGUGGCAGAGCAAGGGGCAGUACCUGGUGACGCUCUUCCUCCUUCAGCCGAUUCAGCAACUGUGGCAGAAGGCUCUCGAGACGGACGGCUUGGACAGCCUGUCCACGGCCGCGGGCCUCGCAGCGGCCUCGAGGGACGUGCAGGUGGUCAACAAGGUGGUCGUGCGCUUCUUCGGGCACAGGGGGCUGAAGCUCGUGGCGGCGGCCAACAGCGCCGCCCGCAUCCUCGGUGGCAAGACCGCGCGCGCGGCGGCGAAGCUGACGCGGAAGCAGCCCCUCGCGGCGAACAGGCUGAAGCCCAAUUCCAAGGCGAAGAAGAAGUUGGAGGCCGAGUGGGAAUACCUCGUGCUCCUCCUCGCCGGCGAGAUCGGACUGGCUUCCCCCCCGCCCCUCGCGGGCCUGAGUCGCCGCGCGACUUUCGGCCGCCAGGGUUUGCUGCGGCUGCGCGUGGACAGGGCCAUCGAGGAGCCCUUCGGCCAGGUGCUCGCGCAGGCCAUCAUGGGCGGCUUCAUGCAGGUGAACCCGGUCUGCAGCCACACGCUGCUGGAGGCCCUGCUGGUCGACUCGCGCGUUCCCGGCGCCCCGCGGAAGGUCGCGGACGAGGACGAGGACGGCUGGAAGGUCUUCAGGGAGAUGGCCUCUGACGCGGCCCUUUUCACUGGGACGCGUCGCUUUCUCGAUGAGGAUCUGCCCCGGCUCUUCGAGAUCAUGCGCACUCCGGGAGGGGCGAGAGUGCCCGACGACUUGCGCGCGAAGAUCAGAGACCGUGUACAGCUGGGCCCCGACGGCCCGAGGACGUCCAUGGACUACGAACAGGAGGGCGUGAGGGGCUUCUUCGCCCUCGGCGCCCGCGCGGCGAUCCAGUGGGAGCAGGUCGCGCGCCUGCAGCAGCUCCGCGUGCUCGCCGCCGCGAAGGUCUGCCCGGGCCCCAGUGCCCUGUUCAACAGGGAGGACGACGGCAAGCCGGAUCUUCGGCACCGUGGCUCCGGCAGCAUGGCGCAUUCGGGGGCGCGCGGGCAGCUCGUGCAUUACUUCCAGGCCGUCGAUCGCUUCAAGCACCGCCAGGACCGAGACAUGCACCUCGAGGCGCUGAAGUUCAUGAACCUCUCGAAGAGCAACGGCCUGCCGGGCAUGUGCGCGGCCUACCUGGGCAUGCGAGGGCGGCUCGCGAAGAAAGUCAUGGGCCCGGAGCUGGUGCAGGAGGCCACGGGCGAGGUUGUGGGCAUCCGCUUUCACCCGCGGGAGCGCUUCGGCUUCGCGCAGAACACCAGCGGCGGUUGCGAGAAGCCCUCGCCGGAUCACCCGCGCUGGCAGCGGGGGUUCGUGGUCUGCGAGCAUCUCCCCGUGCACCUCGAGAUUCGCUGGGGCGGCUGCACGGUGGGCCCCGCGGUGGAUUACACUGGCCUGAAGAAGCCUGGCGUGUACCAUUUGGAACCCGUGCAGGACGAUUGGGAGUUGCCCGUCACGCGCGCGUUCACGGGGAAUCAUCUGGGCGCGGCGCGGGCCAAGCCGAUCGUCGCCAAGAGCAAGCGGAAAAAGGGGCUGGAACUCUCUUGGGCGCCCGAGGACCCGCUCACCUUCCAGAGCAUCCAGGGCCGCGCCAUCCGCGGGCCCGAGGGCGAGCCCAAGGGUUUCGUCGUCGACCUGUUUCGCCCGGGCACGAUGCAGGGCGAGGAGCGCCAGGGGGGGCAUUUCCAGCACGUCUGGAUGGUCCUCGGCAGGGCCAGGAACCUGGAGUGGAUGUUGCCGCAGAAUUUCCCGCGCGACGAGAGCGCCGGCGAUCUGGAUUGGUUCUUGUACGUCGCUGAGGACUGGAUCAAGGCGGGCGCCGUCUGCGCCCGGUCCGUCGCUCGCCCCGCGGCCGAGGCGAGGCCCGACGCGGCCCCGCGGAGGAGACUCCGGGGCAAGAGGCCGCGCGAGGACGGGCUCUCGAAGAUGGACUUGCCGACCGCGCCGUCCGAGGAGCCCGGGGCGGGCGUUUCGCUGCCGCGGAAGCGCUCGCGCGGCGAGGCUGCCGGGGGCGAGGAGGGCGAGCUGGCUUGCGCCCCUGCCGGCGCGGCGCCGGCUUCCUCGACGCAGUCGACGCUGGUAUUGGCGCCGGCGCCCCGUGCCCGCGGCUGGCACUGUGACCUGCUCGACCGCUACAUCGGCAGACCGAGGCCUGCGCCGGCGUGGUUCAACAACCCGCUCAUGGGCGAGGUGGACCCCGAGUCUGGCACGCAGCUCGGCCUAUCGUGCGGCUUCUUCGCGGUGAACCACUGUCUCGGCCACGCGGGCACGCGGCAGCUGUCGGCCGCGCAGUUCCAGCGGCGCGCGGGGAACGAACGUCACCCCGAGGGGGACUUCGAGGACGGGGCCCUGUGCCUGAACCUCCAGGACUGCGGGUGCCAUUUCGAUUUGCUGCAGGGCGCGGACCACCAGGCCGCCAUCCGCACGGUGGGGGACUCGGACGACCGGCUCGCAAUCUUCAACGGCGACCACGCCUUGGGGCUCAUCCUGCACCAGCCUGACCCCCGGCAUUGGAUCGCGCUCGUUCGACCGCCAGAGGCCGUGCGAGAUGGCGACGCUGCCUGGCUCUGCGACUCCUUGUGCUCGAAGGUUUUCGCGCCCUCGGUCGACGAGGUUCAGGAAUUCCUUGGCCCCAUGGGCCCCAAGCAGCUGCAGGCCGCGGACGGGGCCGGGAGCGAGCUCCGCCGAAUGAGGGCCAUCGCUGAUUGGUGCGCCUACAGGGCCUACGCCGCAUUUUACAGCGCUGGCAGCGACGCAGCGUCGCGCGCGUCUCAGGCCUACGCCAUCCCAUCG
This is a messenger RNA of Prorocentrum cordatum, 3136 nucleotides long. NCBI's taxonomy places the organism in Eukaryota, Dinophyceae, Prorocentrales, Prorocentraceae. The record is from the annotation of a GenBank genome assembly.